AGAUCAGUGUUGAACAGAACAGAGUGCACAAUAUCUACAUUGAUUUCUUAAUACAGAGGCGAUUCUAAUUCAAAUCCUUGGAAAUCGUGGACUCGAUAAGCAUUCAUCGAAACGAUUUUGAUCCGCUGAUUUUAAUUGUUUGUAAGAAAUGGAUGUGACUAUGUUCGAACAUGAUUCCAAUUUAUUGUCCCAAUCCAUGGAUUUCACAAGAAAGCGAAGAAGCCGGAGGAACGGAAGUAGAAGCAUUGCGGAUACACUCGCAAAAUGGAAGCACUUGAAUGGUCAUUCACCGGUGCGCAAAGUGCCGGCAAAGGGGUCAAAGAAAGGGUGCAUGAAAGGGAAAGGUGGGCCGGAUAAUGCUCGCUGCAGCUACAGAGGAGUCAGGCAGAGGACAUGGGGUAAAUGGGUGGCCGAGAUCCGGGAGCCGCAUAAGGGAAGCAGACUGUGGCUUGGCACGUUUCCCACAGCACGCGAAGCCGCUCUCGCUUAUGAUGAGGCAGCAAGAGCAAUGUACGGCCCCUGUGCCCGGCUUAAUUUCCCCGGCCAUGAUCCAUUGGAUGUGGCGAAUAAAGAUAGGAAUAAUACUACUACGUCUACAUUGGUGUCGGAUUCUACAAGUUCAAGCAUUUCUGAGGUUUGUCACGAGGAUUUCAAGCCUAAAGUCGGGACAUCCCCGGUAAAAUCUGAGGCUGCUGGAUGUUCUUGCCAGAUUGUUGACAACCAGCACCUAGUAGGGUUAGAUAAUUUUAGUACGACGUCAAGUAGCAUGGUCAAAGAGGAAUUACCGGAUGAAGCUCCAAGGGAGGAAGUAAAGGAUGAAGAAACUACAAUGGAGGCAGUAAAGAAUGAAGCUGAAAUUAAAGAAGUCGGGAAGGAAUCCCCAGUUUCAUUGUAUAUAUCGAUGGACGAGAUGUUUGAUAUGGAGAAACUGCUUUGUGAAUUGGACUGUCCUUACAAUGCCGGAGCCAGUCAGGAUAUCGACCAAAAUGCUAAUACUCCUCUAGAGCAACAGACAAAUUCUGGAAACGAACUUAGCUUGGGCUUAUUGACCACAGAUGAGCAGGAAGAUUACAAUACCUUCUUUAACGAUCUCCUAAUGAAUUUGGAAUCAAACUUGGCAGUAGAAGCCGGUGAAUCUCAGUUGGAUUUGGGUUUGAACAAUGACGAUCGUAAGUCUGGUUAAGACCGGAGCUCUCUUGUAGAAACAAAGAAAUGGAAAAUCGGUAAAUCGGUGCAUAGGAUGUUUAUGUAAUUCUUUUUGUACAGGACACUUCUUUUCUCUUUGGUUCCUUUGGUUUGGGAUAUAACCAAAAGCUGAUGAUACCUUGAGAGGUUUAGAUGUGAAGGACCUACUUUGGUUCUUUAAAUUACAAAUUUAGCAUCAAGGCAUUAUUGUUACUUUUUAA
Messenger RNA from Andrographis paniculata, 1406 nucleotides. RefSeq names its product dehydration-responsive element-binding protein 2A-like. The record is from RefSeq and is a predicted model, not a curated record. Gene Ontology annotation, cellular component: nucleus. The transcript has 2 exons. Gene Ontology annotation, biological process: response to stress; positive regulation of DNA-templated transcription. NCBI's taxonomy places the organism in Eukaryota, Viridiplantae, Streptophyta, Magnoliopsida, Lamiales, Acanthaceae. Gene Ontology annotation, molecular function: transcription cis-regulatory region binding; DNA-binding transcription factor activity. Bases 149 to 1183 code for a protein of 344 amino acids.